Camellia sinensis is the source of this 1142-nucleotide messenger RNA. NCBI's taxonomy places the organism in Eukaryota, Viridiplantae, Streptophyta, Magnoliopsida, Ericales, Theaceae. The record is from RefSeq and is a predicted model, not a curated record.
AGUUGUUUAACAGCUGGUUUACUUCCAUAACAGUGCUUUUGCUGUAAAUUGGAUUGGUAGGAACGGAAGACAAUGAGUUCAUCUGAGGUUCAGGCUUUCGUGAACUCUUUGCGCUCCACUUUCUCAUACUUGGAGGCGCUUCAUAUCCCUACUAUAGCUGUUAUUGAAGGUGCAGCAUUGGGUGGCGGAUUGGAAAUGGCUCUAUCUUGUGAUCUUCGGAUUUGUGGAGAAGAUGCUGUGUUGGGCUUGCCUGAAACGGGCCUUGCUAUAAUACCUGGGGCAGGUGGGACCCAACGGCUUCCUAGGUUGGUUGGAAUAUCGGUGGCGAAAGAACUUAUAUUUUGUGGUCGGAAAGUUGGUGGCAGAGAUGCAGUUUCAAUGGGCCUUGUCAAUCACUGUGUUCCUGCUGGUGAAGCUCAUUUAAAGGCACUUGAAAUUGCUCGGAAUAUCAAUCAGAAGCAGUUAUCUUUUACCUGUCAGACUUUGCGAAGUGGCAGUAUACAUUGCAUCCCUUGUAAGACCAAAACUGCUCCCAUGUCAAAGUCAAUAUCAGACAAACCCUGUGUUGGCUUGGGUCCGUUGGCAUUAAGGAUGGCAAAGCGAGCUAUUAAUGAGGGGCUCGAGGUAGAUAUGGCAUCAGCUUUGGCAUUGGAAGAAGAGUGCUACGAACAGCUUUUGAACACAAAAGAUCGCUUAGAAGGCUUGGAAGCAUUUGCUGAGAAGCGAACUCCUAAAUAUACAGGUGAAUGAAAAAGAACAUAACCUAAUAACUUGCUUCUAGUGCUUUUGGUCCCUUGUGCCUAAUAUUAUCUAUUAUCAUUUAUCAUUUGAACUUGAGAGGACCCAAAUGCUGGCAGGCUCUAAUUUAUAAGUUAACGAGUUAACAAUUUUUAUAUCUUUCAAUCAUGUGGUGAGGAUAUUUGGGAUUUUGGACAUGUACCAUGAUGUAUCAUUUGAGAAAGGCUACUUUAUAUUAGUAAAAGAGCUUCUUUAUAGACCUUUCACAUUAAUGGAGGAUUCAUUUAGGGGAUAUAUAAAUAUUGCUAACCAACUCAUACUAGAUUGUUAGUUUUUAAAGGUUACUUGCAUUUUAGCUCUACUGUUUGGAACUGAAAGAGAAUAAAACAAUCUGUAUUGUCUGA